CAGCGGCAGCGGCGGGCGGGUACGGAGGGUGUGAAACAUGGCUCACAACGGAUAUAAAUAACGGGACCGGGACGAUAUUAUUAAAACCAAAGAGGAGGCCGAAAAAACGCGGCGUAAAGAGGAAGCGAACACUUGAAGAGAGAGUAAACUGGGUCACAGCUAGCUAAAGUCAGUGCCACACGUUUCAGUGUUGAUGUUGGUAUUUGGCCACGAAUACCUGCCGAAAAGAGUCCCGACGUCCUUUAUUGAGGCUCCUCUGUCCUGUGUGACCCCCUGACACAGAGAGGAUGGUGAUGGAGGAGGGGGGGCAGAGAGACAGAGGGAGGGGAACUCCAGGGACAGCAGUAGCAGCAGGGAGACAGAUCUUCGAGGAGCUUGCGGAGCAGAACCUUGAUGCCAUUUGUCUCUCUACAUAUCGAACAGCCUGCAAGCUCAGAUUCAUACAGAAGAGAUGCAACUUGCAUCUGAUCGACAUAUACAAUGUGAUUGAGGCGGUGCGGGACGCUGGUCUGAACGCGAUAGAGGUGAAUGCCGGCAUCUCUGUGACCAGACUGGAGAACUUGGUGUCCUCGCUGUUCAACCAGCUCAGCAAGCGCCUGCCCACCACGCACACCAUCAACCCACGAGAGAGCACCGCUCUGUUAAUGGAAUUCUUGCUGGCGGCCAUUGACAGUGGGCCAGACAGCCGUCUGACGGUGCUCUCUGUGAAGGCGAUGCUUUCCACGCUGUGUGGAGGGAAACUGAUAGAUAAACUCCGCUAUGUCUUUUCUCAGGUAUCUGACUCCAACGGCGUGUUGGUGCAGUCCAAGUUUGAUGGUUUUCUGAGGGAGGCUCUCAAGUUGCCCACUGUUUUACAUGAAGGACCGUCCUUUGGCUACACACACACCUUAGCACGCUCAUGCUUCCCACAACAGAAGAGGGUGAUGCUCAACAUGUUCCUGGACAUUGUAGCUGACCCUCCUCAGUGUCUUGUCUGGCUGCCUCUAAUGCACCGCCUGGCCAACGUGGAGCAUGUCUAUCAUCCCGUCUCGUGCUCCUACUGUCGCAGCAACGGAAUGACAGGCUUCCGCUAUCGCUGCCUCCGUUGCCGCGGUUACCAGCUCUGCCAGAACUGCUUCUGGCGCGGCAACGCCAGCGGCUCUCAUAGCAACCAGCAUCAGAUGAAGGAGCACUCGUCCUGGAAGUCGCCAGCGACAAAGCUCGGCCGAGCCCUGAGCAGGACUCUGGGCUGUGUAUCCUCCAGAGAGCCCCCUCAUCCAAUUUACCCAGAGGAACCUGAGAGGACCCUCAACCUCGCUAACAUAGUCCCUUCUCGGCCUAUUAGGAACACCAAUGAGGCCAUGUUGCUGUCCUCAUCAGCUCCAGAGUCCUCUAAGAGUUUGGCAGCCGCUCAGCGCAUGAACGAGGAACACGCUCUGAUCGCCGCGUAUGUGAAUCGCCUCCAGAGCAGCCCAUGUAGCGUGGCCAGUCCCAGCAGCCAAGAUGAGGAGCACAAACUGAUCGCCCGCUACACCUCCAGACUGGCAGAGACCGACGGCACAGGAGUGAUACCUAACCGGAGCAUCAACUUUGAUGUGAACAAACAGAAGAGGGAGCUCAUCGCACAGCUGGAGUGCAAGAACAGAGAGAUCUUGGCAGAGAUCAAACGUCUCCGUGCAGAGCAUGACGCGGCGUGCCAGGCCAGCCCUGAGAAGGGCAGCACCAACCCAACUCUGCUGGCCGAGCUUCGUCUGCUCAGACAAAGGAAAGAUGAGCUGGAGCAGAGGAUGUCGUCUCUGCAAGAGAGCAGGAGGGAGCUGAUGGUACAGCUGGAGGGACUGAUGAAGCUGCUCAAGGAUGAGGAACAGCGACAGGCAGCGCAGGCGGCUGGCUCAUCUCACGCCUCUCCUUCUCGACCGAGCCCGUCAACUGUCCGCUCUGUAGGCGCUGCAUCUCCCCAGGCUCACAUGUACCCUCCUCAAGACUCGCUCGCUGGCGUGGGUGGUGAUGUCCAAGAAGCAUUCACCCAAGGCCCAAGAAGGAACCUGAGGAAUGACCUUCUGGUAGCAGCCGACUCCAUCACCAACACUGUGUCCUCACUGGUCAAAGAGCUCCACUCUGAUGAUGUUCGGGAGGAAGAGGAGAGAUUGCUGAACGGAAAGGACAGAGCAGGUUAAAAUGAUCGCAGGACAAAGAAGAACAGCAGAGUGAUGUUUCAUCACGGCCAAAGAAGACUGACCCUGCUGGGAUUUAAAUAUAUCUUCUUAUAUUCAUCGUUAGCCAGUGGGGAACAGAGCUCCACUGCCAAUCAACCAAUCACGAUGCUGGACACCAAAUGACCGCUGGGUCCCUACUGAUGUAUAGCUGUGAUUCUGUGUGCGUCUUGUCACUGUGGUUUUCCUUUUGAUUUGAUCAUGCAUAGCUAAAUGAGGAAUCUGAAACCUACUGAUUUGUACUGUAGCGUGUGUAUGCGCGCGUGUGUGUGUGUGUGUGUGCUCUGCAUUUUCGAGGUGCGAGAGGGUCGAGUAAGUGAGAGGGACGCCGUAAAGAGACAGAAAGGUGCCGGUAGGGUGAAAGUGCAGGAAAGUUUCAGGAUGGAGAUACAGGAUGUAACCACAUCAGAGAGAAAAAGUGGAGGAAAAACAAAAGAGAGUUAAAGAGACGAGAAGUGAGUUGUGACGUUUUAAGUUUCGGCACUGUGUGCUUAGUAUUUAUUGCUUUGAUUAGAUUUUUGCCAUUUAUUCAUUCAGUUCGAGUGUUCCUGUGUACGUGAGUGUGGUCAGGCCCUGCUGAGACGUUAAGCUUUAAUGGGACGUUUCCUGCUGUUUCAAACCCAGCCAGGACCCCCCCGGCUGCAGUGAUGUAGUCUGGAAACUUGAAGUCCCGGUCCAGGUCCAGGUGUCUGAAACCUGGAUGAGAUUAGUGCCAUGGGUGCUGGUAUGAUAGCAGCUCAGGCUGUCCAGGCCUCUCUGUGUAUCUCGGUACUGCAGUGGGACUCCAGUCAAAGAGGAGAUAUCUGAUUACUCUGUGUGUGCGUGCGUGCGUGCGUGCACGCAUGCAUGUGUGCGUGCAUGUGUGUGUGUGUGAAUAACAUUUGCUUCAGCAAGGUCAGGGUAGCGACAGCGUAGCAAAGGGGGGGAGAGGAGAGUCCAAAUUACAAAAACAAGGUGUCACCAAAUGAUUAAAUAACUAUGGAGGAAAAAUUAUGUCACAGAAAAUUGUUUCCUCACUUGAUACUUUCAUCUAUUCAGGACUCAAAAAAAUCAGUCUUUAGUCUGAUCAAUUAUUAAUUACGUUUUACGAUAUAUUACAUUUAUUUAUCUGAUGGGUUGGUCCAAAACGACUUGCAAUAAGUGCAUUCAACCAUGAAGAUACAACACAAACAAACUGCUAUCUAAAUACUACAUUACCCAUGAUCCUCUGUGGCUGUUUCUUUGGAGAAAAAGUGAGCCAGAGGUGUAAAGCAGAGAUGCAGAGAAUUUUUAUUCUGCAACGCUGUUGCUGAAUUAAUCCAAAACGGAUUUUUAAAGCUUUGUGUUUGGAUGGUUCUUCCUGCAAUGCUCCAUGGGACUUAAAGUUUUUACUCUUUCCUGGAUUCAACCAGCAGAGUGUCUUGUUCACCUGAAAGGUGCCUCAACUGCCAGUUACCUAACAUGAUCUCUUAUUUUCUGACACCGCCUGCCCACAGUCACUCCUCUCGCUUUGCUGCUCCUUGAUGCCUGUCAAGCUUCCUGUUAAAUGCUCGGGAUUGUGGGAGUUGAAGUUCUCUGUGGAUGUGGUCCGGUCAGGUGGAUUUAUUUAUUUCAUGCAACAGAUGUGAGGUCACAGCAACACUUUUUUUUUUUUUUUUUUUUUUACCUUUUCAGGGCAUUCGUUUGUGCUCGCAGGAGGCUGUCCUCUAUGUUGUACAUUUUUGCAUCAGCUGGACAGUUUGUUUUGUCUCUCAGACUUCACCAGCCCUCCACAUUGUUUGACUGACUGCUAACGGCAGAGAUGAUCACAUUUUCAGUGCGCUGAAUGAUUGACUGCCUGCCUGUACGAGUGAUUUAAUAGAUGAAUGAGCUCACGUUUGAGUGCGUAUGUGUGAAAGAGAGAGCGAGAGAAACCAAGACUGACAGGACAGACGUGUCCUGACACGAGACUGUAAACGCCGUCGGCUCUGAACCUGCUCGAGCUGACUGCGAAACCCGUGAAAAGUGUUGAUCCCUGUUUCAUCUGCAAUAAAUAAUAUUUAACGUCAAA
Chelmon rostratus (copperband butterflyfish) is the source of this 4221-nucleotide messenger RNA. Its product is annotated as dystrobrevin beta-like. Lineage: Eukaryota; Metazoa; Chordata; Actinopteri; Chaetodontiformes; Chaetodontidae. The record is from RefSeq and is a predicted model, not a curated record. Gene Ontology annotation, biological process: synaptic signaling. The coding region runs from base 288 to 2156 and encodes 622 amino acids. Gene Ontology annotation, molecular function: zinc ion binding. Gene Ontology annotation, cellular component: plasma membrane; synapse. The transcript is spliced from 22 exons.